AAAAAAUACGAUCCCUUGGCGUGCUGGAGUACUUUCCUAGCAAUUUUCUUUAGUCUUUGCAAGCACUUGAUCCACACGUUAACGCGAUUGGAAAACUUAAACUAGACUAAACAGCAUAUAAAUAUGCAUUUGUCCGGCUAAUUGAAAUUUCAUCCUACUUGAAAUCUCCGAGGUUAGUCAUUUUCGGUGUCAUCCAUAAGGAAGAUCAAAAUCAUUCAAUAUGCUCAGAACAGGUUCCUGGGUUUCCUGCAACUUGCGGGGUAUUCUUCAACUACUUCGUCAUGACAUGAUAUCUUGCUCCAGCUAUAUGUAUCGGGGAUACCGUCCGGUUUUUGCUGUAGAUAAGUUUGAAAAAGGUUAUUGGAUGAACCGAGGGUUUCGGUUAAUCAGCACCAGUACUGGCGGAAACUGGUCAAAACUCGAUGGCAACGCGGUCAAUCAUGACAAUGACAAGGUUGAAAUACCCGCACCAGCACCAACACCAGCGGCAGCACCUUCCCCUCCAAAGUUGUUCUUCUUUCGCUGGGCAAAAUGGAUCUUGGGAUCUAUAUUAGCUUUGUCACUACCAAUGUGGAAUCGGGAUUGGGGGAAACUACGAAGGAUCGAAGGAGACGCGGAAAUGGUGGUGGAAGAGGUUGAAAUCGUGGCUCAAGUUGUAGAAAAGGUAGCUAGUGUGGCAGAGAAGGUAUCAGCAGAGUUUGCAGAAAAGCUUCCUGAGAAUGGUAAACUCAAGGAAGCAGCUUUGUUAGUAGAACGUGUUUCAAAAGAGGCUGCCCAUGAUGCUCAACUAACAACAGAUUUCAUUCACAAGGCGGAUGUGUUGAAGGAAGACUUGGAGGCAUUGGUUGAACCCGUGAUCGAUAAGAUAUCCAAGCAAGAAUCCGAAGCAGCUGGCAAGUAAUCAUGCGCAGUGGAUGGAAUAAAAAAAGAAAUGCAGAGUGGAAAACAGCGAAGUUUGCAUGUAUAUUAUAUAUAUAUAUAUAUAUAUACACCAUAAUUAUAAUGAUUCAUUCUUUUGGAGAAACAUGAAUAAGAUUCCGAAUAAAACCUU
Molecule: messenger RNA, 1051 nt
Organism: Juglans microcarpa x Juglans regia
Lineage: Eukaryota; Viridiplantae; Streptophyta; Magnoliopsida; Fagales; Juglandaceae
Exons: 5
Coding region: 221-901 (226 amino acids)
Source: RefSeq, a predicted model, not a curated record